Messenger RNA from Calypte anna (Anna's hummingbird), 4355 nucleotides. RefSeq names its product pleckstrin homology like domain family A member 1 (gene PHLDA1). Gene Ontology annotation, molecular function: phosphatidylinositol phosphate binding. Gene Ontology annotation, cellular component: nucleus. The record is from RefSeq and is a predicted model, not a curated record. The transcript is spliced from 2 exons. NCBI's taxonomy places the organism in Eukaryota, Metazoa, Chordata, Aves, Apodiformes, Trochilidae. Gene Ontology annotation, biological process: positive regulation of apoptotic process. The coding region runs from base 178 to 645 and encodes 155 amino acids.
CAGCCCGCCACGCCGCGGCACGGGCGGCAGCCGCUCCGCUCGCUGCGGGCUGGGGCUAUCCCGGCCCUCUGCUUCGGAGCCGGUGCGGGGCGGCGAGUCCUCGGCUGGUGCCGGCUGCCCCCCGAGCCCAGCCCCUGCGGGCGGAGGCCGCUGGCCCUGCCGGCCCAUGCAAGGAAGAUGCUGGAAAGCGGCUGCAAGGCGGUAAAGGAAGGCGUGCUGGAGAAGAGGAGCGACGGGCUCCUUCAGCUCUGGAAGAAGAAGCGCUGCAUCCUCACCGAGGAGGGGCUGCUCCUCAUCCCCCCCAAGCAGCAGCCGCCGCCUCCGCAGCAGCAGCAGCAGCAGGAGCCGCCAGUGCCGGCCGAGCCGGCGGCCAAGAUAAAGGAGCUGCACUUCUCCAACAUGAAGACGGUGGACUGUGUGGAGCGGAAGGGCAAGUACGUGUACUUCACGGUGGUGAUGGCCGAGGGGAAGGAGAUAGACUUUCGGUGCGCGCAGGAGCAGGGCUGGAACGCGGCGAUCACGCUGCAGAUGGUGCAGUACAAGAACCGGCAGGCCAUCCUGGCCGUGCGCUCUACCCGGCAGAAGCAGCAGCACCUCGGGCAGCCCCACGGCCCGCGCCUCCGCACCGCCUCCAACUCCACAUAGGGCAGGUGAAGUCAAGGGAGCCAUUUGUGGAAGCGGGACUGAGCGUGUUUGUUGCGGACUUGGUUCUGUUGGUCAAACCCGGGACAAACGCCAGAGAUACAGGUAGACUUGGGAACUGCGGCUCAACAACCUGGAUCCCUACCUAGCUGCUGCCCCUGCUGCUGCUUUGCCGCUCUCCGUGCCAAGAAGCAUUUCAGAUCUGUUAUUUAUGAACCUUGGAAAGGAUCCUUUGGCGCGAUGGGACUUCUGGAGACAUGAUAUACUGUAACUUUUAUUUUAAUGUAUUUUAUUUUAUUUUAUUUAUUAGGGUUGGUUUCGGUUCUAGUUUUUUUCUUUGUGGGUUGUUUUGUUUUGUUCUGUUUCAAAAAAAGGCUUGUUUGCAAGACAUUUCUGAAUGUAGGCCGUAUCCAAAAGCAAGGGAAGAAACAGUGUGUACAUUAGCUCCCGAAAGAAAAUGAAAUCUACUGGAUACUUCGGUUGUGUGCAAUUUCACAAAAGAGUUUUUAAUUUUUACCCGAAAUACACUGUAUUACACCAACAGAGAAAAAUGUGAUGUGUUGUCUGGAAUUUUGCUUGAAGCCUCUACAGCAUAUGAAGACUUUUUAAAAAUGAGAAUAUCAAUUACAAUCUGGGUUUUAAAUUAUUUCCCUUUAAAAUUCAAAUGGUGUAAGGUGAUAAAAUCUUACAAUCUCUUGGUUCAAAAAAGUAAUGUUGAUUGUUAUGCUGAGAUUAAAACCUGCAUGUUUAACCUAUGAUCAGAGGGUUAUCUGCCCAGCUUAUUUUACAAUGUGGGAAUUGCAGCUGGAUUCCAGUUCCCCCGUUAAUGUGCUUGCUCCUGGGCUGGAGGGUCAGAGCUGAGAAGCAUUUAUGAAUGUUUGUUAGUGUCCAAGUUCAGGACUCCCUCUGCAUGGUUGGUUUCUAAGUGGUCUGAGCUCUCAACCUUUCUUGAAUUUUCACUGGCAGAUUUUAAAUGUCUCACAUUAAAGUAUACCCUAGUUUAAAAUCCAUUUUAUCUUCAUCUUAGUGUGUGAACGGAUUAUUUUGGUUCUAGAUUUCAUAAACUGAAAUUUGCUGUCUAGCUGAGAUAAUCUAGAUUAAUUUUGGUGUUCAGUGCUGCCAGACGUUGAGAGAGGUAUGUGAUCUUGCCUCUAAAAAUGUUGAGGAAGCCGUGAAGUUGGAAAACAAAGGCUUUUCCCUUGCAACCGUGUUGCAACAAAGGUUUGCACAGUUGAUGCGUCCUCCUCUGCCUCUUCGCAGUCAGUGGGAGUUCAGGUGUGGGUGCUGGCAAGAGCAGGUUGGAGCAGUUUGCCCCAGUGCUGGCAAGGGAGCCUGGCAGAGACAGCUCAGUGUGGUCUCUGGGUCAGAGCUCUUCGUGUGAUGGGUGAUUUCAUGUUGUGAUUUCAUGCCUCUAGAGCCUGGGCUAAGUGGGGAGGUUGUAAGGAAGAUGGAGCGAUGUGGCCCAUUAUUUCUGGUUCAAGGCAAAAAGCUUCAUCCAUGAAGCUAUUAAUUUUAACUAGCAUGGUAAGGAAAAUGGCUUUUCCUCCCUUUGCUAGUUAUCUGAAUGUAAAUUUGAUCUUUUAAAGCCUUACAUCCAGGAGUUUUCUGUUUGUGUAACUGAGGUGCAGCCUGACCGUGUAAAGCCCCACAUCCUUGGUGCGAGCUGUUUCUGUGUUUAAAGCAAAAGCCUGAAGUGACACUCAAAGGAAAAUCUCAGAAUUGGCUGCUGCAUGUCCCUUCCUCUGCACCCUGAGCUUAAGCUCAGAAAUAAAUUGAGAUAUCUUUUAGCCCUCUUCUUCUAUUCCUUGUCCCCAGGUGCUGGGGUCAUGUAUGUAGGUGUGCUAAACAUGUCAUGGUGCAGAAUUAAAGCCUGGACCUCAGCAGUCCUCUGUGUCUACUCCCAAGAACUUCUUUCCUGUCUGGCUCAUGCCAAGGUUGUGUGACAAGCUUUGGGUGAUAGAUUACAGCAGUCCUAACAAAGUUAUUUCUUUAGGGCUCAUUGAAACUGAAGGUGCCCUGCAUCUUCAAGAAUUAGAUUCACAGUCUUGGCAAUCGUAAUAGCCAAUUUCCAUAUUUCUAUACAUGUGCCAUUAUCAUUCUGCUAAUUUUAGAGCUGCAAGGGGAUUCUCUAGUGAACUUGUGAAAGACUCACAAAAUAGACUGUAAUUUGUAAUUUGGCUCUUUUCUUCGGAGUCAUUAAUUACAGUUUACUGAGUAACUAAUCCACCUUUUCAGAUACACAGAUGUAUUGCUCACCUACUAACAUACAUUUUAGUCAACUGAAAGAUAAAUGUAACUGUUGAAAAUUUAUUCUUAUGUGAUCAGAAACACAUGUAAUUCUCUAGGAGAGGCAGAUAUUCCUGUCCUCUGUGGAUGCAAAACUCUGAGCGACACAAAAGUCCAUGAAUCUAGUGUAAAGCUGAAAUUUUGCUGCUCUUCUGGAAGUAUUUGUACUUCAAAAAUGAAAGGUGGUAAUUUUAGUGAUAGAAUUGACAUUAAGGUUUGAGAUAACAGUUUUCAUUUUGAAUUUGAAUUUGAUGGUCUUUUUCAGUAGUUCAAGGUUGCCAUCCCGUUUUCACCUGUUGUUUCUCAUUUUAAGUUGGUCUGAAGGAUGCUUUAAAAAACAUUUGGACUGAUACAGUUCUCCAACAAACUGUUGCCAGUUGUCAUUGCCUGUUGUGUUAAUUUUUAAAAAACUCUUAAAGUGAGAGAUUGUCACAUCACAAAAUCCACCCUGAGCAGAUUCCUGUGCCUGCAGUCUGAGUUGGUGGCGUGAGUGUGAAACCUCACCUUUGGGCCUCCAGGCUCAUCUCCUGAAAACAAAUUUGCUGGGUUUCCCUGGGGACAGCCAGACUGUGUGGCUCAUGCCAUGUAUAAAUAAGGCUAAAUUGUCUGACAUUGAGAAUCCAGCAACUUUCUCAUGCCCCAAAUUCCACAGUUUGUUUGGUUUUUAUUUUUUGGGUUGUUUGUUUGUUUUUUUUUUUUGACUGGUAGUAAUUUUAGAGAAAGAAGUUGUUUGAUGUUACAAAUGAGGUAGUUCUGGGCUUUUUUUGGCAUGUGCCUCUACCGCUGCAUGCUCUUUGUUUGAGCUAUUUGAUAGAUACCGUCACCACCUUUUAAGCAAUGGCUAUCGAAGUAGGUUCAGCAGAUGACGGUGCAUCUAAUUGGAGCUUUGAAUGUUGUCCUUCCCCUUACAACAGCUACAAAACCAAACCAAACCAAAAAAGUUUUGAAUUUUCUUUUUUGUUUGAAGUAAAGUCGAGACUAAACAAAAACUGCCAGUAAAGCACAGCCUCAUAAAUGCAUGGUGUAAGUAGUGAAAGUGUGAACAGCCGGUUAGUUCAUAAAGAGGUGAAGAUUAUGUGUCCUAAAAAAGAAAUUAAAGAAAUUAAGAGGCAGAUUCAGCAAGAGAAUUCAAGCUGUGGUGGCCAAGAAAACUUAACUGGGGGAAAAAGAAGAUCAAGGAGAUGUUGCCUGGGUGACAUCCUGAAGUAAUUCCUCAUUUUUAAGGUUCAUGACAUGCAAGUGCCAGUUUCUGAAUUCUAGCUGCAGUGAUGUACUAAGUGUUUCCUAGCAUAUCCUAUUGUGUUGUCAAGAAAACAAGUGUGUAAAUAUGACUCAUAAAUGAUUUCUGAGAAGUGUGAUUUAUUUUUCAUAUUUUUCAAGAUGCAUUCCAUUUCAAAUAAAGAGUUAUCUAUUGAAAGAGCUCUUGA